AGGAGAGCGUCGCGAUUCUUCUCAGGCCACAGUGCUUCUCUUCUCCGUUGUUGUCCCAGCUCAGCCUUUAGCACCGGCAUCCAAUGCCCACCACCGUGCCAAAGGGCGUGCAGGCCAGCGGAAAGAAGUCGGACAAAGCAAUGCCGUCUCAUGCGGUUGAUCAGAAACAAGGUGCUUCGACCGGUGUAGUGCAGUCCUUUGACCUAUCGGCGCUGAUAGAAGUACCAGAGGAGUAUAAGCAGCAGCUUCGUCAGGCCUUCGACCUCUUUGACGACGCGGGCAAGGGCUUUAUCCCCUCGCACGAGGCGGUGGUCGCGCUGUACGCGUUGGGCUACGACGUCAGCCGCGCAGAGCUGCAGCAACUCCUGCAAGAGAUCGGCGCUCCCGGUGCGGACUUGAUCGAUUUUAACGAGUUUUAUAGCGUGCUGACACUCAAGAUGACAAAGAAGGAGAACAGAACGGACUCCGUGCGAGCCUUCAAGCAAAUUGAUGCGGAGGACAAGGGUUACGUUGAUGUGGAAAACCUGCGUUCCAUCGCGAACUCGCUGCACAUGGAGCUGACGGACGAUGAGUUGGCAGAGAUGAUUCAAUUCGCGCGCUCCGUGGGUUUUCACACUGUUGCGCAGGGACAUUCUGAGUUCGACGCGAAGGACACCCUCGCUGUGACGGAGGCUGACUACCUGCGCCUGAUGAAGCGAGCCAAUCUCUUUUGA
Messenger RNA from Leptomonas pyrrhocoris, 713 nucleotides. Its product is annotated as putative centrin. Gene Ontology annotation, molecular function: calcium ion binding. The record is from RefSeq and is a predicted model, not a curated record. Lineage: Eukaryota; Euglenozoa; Kinetoplastea; Trypanosomatida; Trypanosomatidae. Bases 84 to 713 code for a protein of 209 amino acids. Gene Ontology annotation, cellular component: myosin II complex. The transcript has a single exon.